AUGUCGGACAUCGUCUUUGAACAGGUUGUUUAUCACAUCUCCGAAACCCUCGACGUCCAGAAACGCGAGCAGCUCUCCCAGGUCCUCGACGCGCGCGGGGCACAGAAAGCCGAAGAUGUCACCGACCCUGACCUCACCCACUUCAUAACAUCGUCUUUGCCCCUCGAAGACUUCGUGGAACAGCUCCCCCCACAUUCUCGUGCGCAUACAGUCACCCCACUAUGGGUCGAACGCUCCUUUGUCCUCGGCUCCCAGCAAGACCCCGAGUUCUUCUCCGCCGACCCCGCCUACCUCUUCUCUGGCGUCACCGCGACUGCGACAGACCUCUCGGCGGCCGACUGCGAGCUCAUGUCGGCCGCGAUCACCGCCAUGGGUGGCCAAUGGCGCACGGCCCUCACCCGCGACGUCACCCACCUCUUCGCGCUCGCAAAGGGGAGCGCAAAGUACGAAACGGCGAUGCACUACCGCGAACAGAUGAACGUUUGUGUCCUCGUCCCCCACUGGUUCGACGACACCGUCCGGCUCGGCAUCCGCGACCUCCCCACGCGCAAAUACGAGUGGCCCGAGCCUGCGGUCUUCGGCCAGCGACUGGAGGGCCGAACUUCUCAAGAGGACGUCGACUACGAGCCUACGAAGGAGCGGAUGAUGCUGUACGACACGGCGUCGAUGUCGGCCGACGACCACAAGAAGAUGCGGCCGGCGGAAGGGAAGGUGUGGGAAGGGAAGCGGAUCCUCUUGGGCCUCUCGCUGGACCUCUCCGACCGUCAACGCGACGCGCUUUGCGUGGACAUCCGACGACAAGGCGGAAUACCCAUCGUGCUCCCCUCUGAGAAGUCGACGAAGGCGGCGGGACGCGUGCAAGAGGAGUUGGCGAAGAUGGAGGAGACGGACAUAUAUGUGACGCGGUAUCGGACAGGAGCGGCGUAUGCUAAGGCAUACAAGCUCGAGAAGACGAUCGGCACGCUCGCGUGGUUGUGGUAUGUCCGUGCCUCUGGCAAGCUAUCGAGGCCGGCAGACCAGCUUCUGCACUAUCCUAUCCCCGACUCGCCGGCAAGCGGCUUCGAGAAAGAGGUGGUCACCGUCACCAACUACACAGGGAAGGACCGGGAAUAUCUGAAGAAGCUCAUUACUCUCAUGGGGGGAGAGUUCACGGCGUCCAUGUCAGCGGAGAAGAACAGUAUCGUCGUGGCUGCAUAUUUGCAGGGGACGAAAACGGACAAGGCGGCAUCAUGGUCCAUCCCUAUCGUCAACCACACCUGGUACAUCCUGUUUCCUCCCGGCGUCGACUUCAGCGUCGUUUUGGCACAACGGGGCCUAGGCAAGAUCGCAUGGGAGCCAGGUCAGUUGGAGGAGAUGGAGGCCGAAGUGGAGGCUGAGGAAGAGGCUAUGGACACAUCGCCGAGGAAACGCACGAAUACCAAGACCCCUACCACGAGUCCACGAAAGCAGAAGAACCACAAGGCCCGAGACGACUUGCGACCAGUCGGAACGCUACAGAGCGUGGGUGAGGUUGAAGAUGCAAUCGCGAUGGACGAAGGCGCGGACAUGGACGUGGACCCCGACCACUCGGCGAUGGAUAGGAAGCUUGUCCGGAGGGUCUCCCGAAAGCCUGAGAACGACUCAGAAGAGCAACGUCCCACCACUCCCGACACGUCUCCCAAGAGGCCCUCACGAACAAACGAAGCCGCACAGGCUGCCCCCGCGGACUCGGACUUGGAGUCGCCCACCACGUCCAGGAAGCUUCAGACCGCACGUCGAAAGGUCCUGCCUCGCGAUGAAGAGAGCUCCGCCGAAGAAGAAGUUCCGAAGACGAAGUCCAAGGCCAGAGCCAAGCCAGCAGCCCCCGCACCCUCGACCGAAAACAAGGAACAGCGACUCAGACUCGGACUUCCCGAUGACCUCCGCUCUGUACUCGGCGACCUGCUGUCGAACAACAAGGGCAAGGCACGCGAAAAGCCUGCGCCGAAGAAGCGCGACGCCGACCCUGCCGUUGCCGACGGCCACGACUCCCUCCCAUACGCAGCGAAAAGGCAAAAACGAAGGCACCCACGACUUUCAAGGUGGGACCUCCGAAGGCCGCACCGAAAGCGUCAGCCGUCGAACACCGGCCCUCGCAAGAUCAAGAAGACGGCGGCGCUGGAGGCGGAGAAAGAGCAUGGUGAUCAUGCGUCCACAACAGAGAGCCCUUACAAGGUCGGACGGACGCCACGGGGGGCCGCGACGAAGGCCGCGCAGAAGCUGCACGAUGUCGUGAUGCCGGACGUGCUCUCGUACCAGAAGGAAGUUAAGAGCGGGACGGUGCGUGCCACCCACGAACGCGACGGCGGAGCAUCAACGUCGUUGCCGGCCAAGGGCAAGAAGCGCCCCUCGAUGGGAUCGGCAGGCCCGGAGAGUGAAGAGGAGGAUGAGAUUGCACAACCGGAGAAGAAGAAGCGGAAGGCGGCUGCGAGCAAGAAGCUGCUCGCGGAGGACCAGUUCGCGGUCAAAGACGGGGACACGGAGAAGAAGUACGACUUCAAGCUCACAGACGCGCUGAAGUUCGCGAAGAAGAACGCGGGGAAGCUCUUCAAGGGGAUGACGUUCUAUGUCACGCCGAAGGUCCCCGUCGAGACAAAGCUCCUCAAGAAUGUCGUUACCGCGAAUGGCGGCACACUCUCUACCCAGUCGCCUACGGUGCGGAUCUUGGACGGACACGACAAUCGCUUCGUGAUCUCGAGCCCCGGAGAUGUGUCGAUCUGGCGGCCUCUCGUGAAGCACCAUCCCAUCUACAACCAGGAGCUCAUUCUCACCAGUGCGCUCAAGCAGGAGAUAGACUGGGAUCAGGCUACAUUCCGGGUCCCGGGUUCGUCUUGA
Epithele typhae is the source of this 2853-nucleotide messenger RNA. RefSeq lists its product as uncharacterized. NCBI's taxonomy places the organism in Eukaryota, Fungi, Basidiomycota, Agaricomycetes, Polyporales, Epitheliaceae. Bases 1 to 2853 code for a protein of 950 amino acids. The record is from RefSeq and is a predicted model, not a curated record. The transcript is spliced from 10 exons.